Messenger RNA from Momordica charantia (bitter melon), 705 nucleotides. RefSeq lists its product as uncharacterized. NCBI's taxonomy places the organism in Eukaryota, Viridiplantae, Streptophyta, Magnoliopsida, Cucurbitales, Cucurbitaceae. The record is from RefSeq and is a predicted model, not a curated record.
AUGCGAAAGAAUUACGGUGCCAAUGUUCGAUAUGAAAAGGCAUGGCGAGCGAAAGAAGUCGCACUGGGCCUAUUGAUGGGAUCGCCUAGAGAGUCGUACUCUACUUUACAUAAGUAUGGAGAGGCUCUGAAGGCCGUGAAUGAAGGAACAGUUUUCCACAUGAAAUUAGAGGACGACACAUUCUUCAAGUACGUAUUCAUGGCCUUAGGAUGCUCGAUUAGGGGUUUUGGAAGUUGCAUACGACCUAUACUUGUGGUUGACGGAGCACAUUUGAAGGGGAAGUACAAAGGAGUACUACUUACUGCAUCCUCAAUAGAUGGCAACAACCAAAUUUACCCUCUUGCAUUCGGUGUUGUCGAUAAAGAGUGUGAUGAUUCAUGGACUUGGUUUAUCGAGCGGGUUAAGAUUUGUAUAGGUGACAUAAAUGGUUUGGUUUUUGUAUCUGACCGGCAUCAAAGUAUCACGAACUCCGUGGCAACGGUGUUUCCUAAUGCAGCGCACGUCACAUGUAUGCAUCAUUUAACGAUGAAAUUGAAUGAGAAGUUUAGAAACGAGGGAAUGCAAAUAAUUUUCGCUAAAGCAGCAAAGGCGUUCAAGGUAUCAAAGUUUCGAUACUAUUGGGGCCAACUAGCCGGAUUCCCAAGAGUCCAGAAAUACUUGGAAGACAUCGGAUUCGACAAGUGGGCUCGUGCAUAUCAACCUUGA